Messenger RNA from Fonsecaea nubica, 1542 nucleotides. RefSeq names its product eukaryotic translation initiation factor 2 subunit gamma. The transcript has a single exon. NCBI's taxonomy places the organism in Eukaryota, Fungi, Ascomycota, Eurotiomycetes, Chaetothyriales, Herpotrichiellaceae. Gene Ontology annotation, molecular function: GTP binding; translation initiation factor activity; GTPase activity. The record is from RefSeq and is a predicted model, not a curated record. Gene Ontology annotation, cellular component: cytosol; eukaryotic translation initiation factor 2 complex. Gene Ontology annotation, biological process: formation of translation preinitiation complex; positive regulation of translational fidelity. Bases 1 to 1542 code for a protein of 513 amino acids.
AUGGCUACCAACGGUGAUUUGCCGUCCGAUGACGAGUUUUCUCAACCCGGCACACCCCCUGGCGACGAGAACGAUGUUGAUGAUAUCGAGGAAACCAACCAGCCACCCAAGUCCGCCCUCAAAAAGGGCACCUCAGCAACCAUCCCCGAAGCGCAGGUCCCUAGACCGGUUCUGCCUGAACAACCCGACCCGAAAGACCUCGAUGUCUCGAAACUGACUCCUCUAUCACCCGAGAUCAUCGCAAGACAAGCUACGAUCAAUAUUGGCACCAUAGGUCAUGUGGCUCACGGCAAAUCGACCGUCGUCAAGGCCAUCUCAGGCGUGCAAACUGUCCGAUUUAAAAAUGAAUUAGAACGGAACAUUACCAUCAAGUUGGGAUAUGCCAACGCCAAAAUCUACAAGUGCGACAACCCCGAGUGUCCCAGACCUACAUGCUACAAAUCCUACAAAUCGGAAAAGGAGGUCGACCCUCCUUGUGAAAGAGAAGGAUGUGGCGGCACGUACCGACUUCUGCGUCAUGUGUCGUUUGUCGAUUGCCCUGGUCACGAUAUUCUGAUGAGUACCAUGUUGUCUGGCGCCGCCGUCAUGGACGCCGCAUUGCUUCUGAUAGCAGGGAAUGAAAGCUGCCCCCAGCCACAGACUUCGGAACAUCUUGCAGCCAUCGAGAUCAUGAAGCUCAACCAUAUUAUCAUCCUACAGAACAAGGUCGACCUCAUGCGAGAAGAAGGCGCACAGGCACAUUACGAGUCGAUUCUGAAAUUCAUAAAGGGCACCGUCGCGGAUGGCUCACCGAUCAUCCCCAUCUCUGCCCAGCUGAAGUACAAUAUUGAUGCGAUCAAUGAAUACCUGGUCACCAAAAUCCCCGUUCCGGUGCGAAACUUCAGCGCAGCACCACAUAUGAUCGUCAUUCGAUCGUUUGACGUGAACAAGCCUGGCGCAGAAAUUGAGGAUCUCAAGGGUGGUGUCGCAGGUGGUUCUAUCCUCACUGGCGUCCUCAAACUCGGUGACGAAAUCGAAAUCCGCCCAGGUAUCAUCACGAAAGACGCAACCGGUCAGACUGUCUGCCGCCCAAUCAUGUCCCGUGUGGUGAGCUUGUUCGCCGAACACAACGAUCUGAAAUUUGCCGUGCCUGGAGGUCUGAUCGGCGUGGGCACACGUGUGGACCCAACACUUUGCAGAGCAGACCGUCUCGUCGGCCACGUCUUGGGUCUGAAGGGCCAGCUCCCGGAAAUCUACAUGGAACUUGAGGUUAACUACUUCUUGCUCCGGCGUCUGUUGGGCGUCAAGACUGCAGACGGCAAACAAGCCAAAGUGGCCAAACUCGCAAAGAACGAAGUGUUGAUGGUGAACAUUGGGUCUACAGCGACGGGCGCUAAGGUUAUGGGUGUCAAGGCUGAUGCAGCCAAACUGACCUUGACUAACCCAGCCUGUACGGCGAUUGGCGAGAAGAUUGCACUGAGUAGGAGAAUCGAGAAGCACUGGCGAUUGAUUGGGUGGGCAAACAUUGUGGCCGGCAAUACCAUCGAACCAGAGUCUUCCUAG